Hyalella azteca is the source of this 3428-nucleotide messenger RNA. Its product is annotated as patched domain-containing protein 3-like. Gene Ontology annotation, cellular component: membrane. The transcript has 10 exons. The record is from RefSeq and is a predicted model, not a curated record. Bases 249 to 3098 code for a protein of 949 amino acids. Lineage: Eukaryota; Metazoa; Arthropoda; Malacostraca; Amphipoda; Hyalellidae.
AGUCAAAAAUCAUAAAAUUAAAAGAAGAAGGAAAAGCCCAGUAGAUUCCAAGAUGGUAAAUAUUUUUGGCAAUACAAGAUUUGAUGCUGAAAAAAUCUAGUCAAAAAUCAUAAAAUUAAGAGAAGAAGGAAAAGCCCAGUAGAUUCCAAGAUGGUUAAUAUUUUUGGCAAUACAAGAUUUUAUGUUGAAAAAAUCUAAUCAGAAAUCAUAAAAUUAAAAGAAGAAGGAACAGCCCAGUAGAUUCCAAAAUGGUUGCCCCCGAUCCUGCCAUGACGGAGAUCAGCCUCGAGGCCGUGACGAUGUCUCAGCUGCAGAAGACUGCACCUUCAGAACAUGGGUCACCUCGCGAGAACUUAGGUCAUCGUUGUAUACAUCAAGAUGGGUGCUCAAAUUGCCACACACACGAAGUAUCAAGUCACGUUAACUCAAACUCCAACAUGAAUGUUCUCGGCAAGAUCUUCGUCCGCAUUUUUCCUGGCUCAAGAUGCGUCCAAAAUAAUAACCCAAUAUUUGUUGAAACGGUUGGCUCGAUACUCUCAAAAUUGUUCAGUAAAUUAGGCGGAGCCGUCGCUGAUUUUCCGCUAUAUUUUCUGUUCAUUCCUCUGCUGCUAACCAUCAUCCUUGCAACAGGAUUUUCUAAACUUGAUAUAAAUAAAGAUCCCGAAUUUAUGUUCUCGCCCACAAAUGGACGAGCCAGAAAAGAAAGAGCGUUAUUUGAACAUUAUUUUCCAGUGGACUUUUCAAAAGAUUUCACACCCGAUAGAAGAAUUCGAAAUGAUCGUUAUAUCCAAUUGUGUAUUACAGCUAAAUAUGGAAAUAAUCUGAUCAACGACGCACUCUGGAAUGAAAUAAUAAAUUUAGACCGGCUUGUGCGGACAUUCGAGUUCUAUGACAAAAACAUGUCACUCACAUACGCAGAUGUAUGCGCAAAAAACGGAGGAAAAUGUGUCGGCAACAAUUUUCUGGACUUUGGUGAUCGAAUGAAAGAAAUUGAAGCAAAGAAGUUCAAUUUGACGUUUCCGAUGAUGUUAAAUCCCAAGAGUUUCGAGAAUUACGUGUUUCCAACGUUCUUAGCAGGCGUUAAGCUUUACCCUGGCAAUGUCAUCAAGUCGGCCGAAGCGAUGCUUCUUAAUUAUUGGGGCGACUCUUCGACGCCUGAGAAAGAUCGCUUAGGCGGUUUGUGGGAGAAACAAUUUCUCAAAUACUACUUGCAAGGAUUGAACUCCACUAACUUGAAAGUCGCGCUCCAUUAUUCGAGGACUGUCGAGGACGAGCUGGAGGAAAAUACGCUCUCGGUUGUGCCUUAUUUCACAGGAACAAUUGUCUUGAUGUUUCUAGUAACAUUAGUGUCGAUCAGCAUGGGUGACUGUGUCAGAAGCAAGACUUGGUUGGGUUUAGCUGGGAUGAUCAGUUCUACCUUAGCCAGCGCAACGUCUUUUGGCUUACUGUUGUAUUGCGGUGUACCUUUCAUCGGGAUAAAUCUUUCUGCUCCGUUUCUUAUGCUAGGUAUCGGGAUGGACGACACUUUCGUUUUGGCCGCCGCAUGGCAAAGUACGAAGUUCCAAGAUUCAGUAAAAGAAAGAAUGUCAAAAACUUACGCUGAUGCUGCUGUCUCGAUUACAAUAACGUCUCUCACCAGCGCAAUAUCAUUCUUCAUCGGUACCUUGACUCCAUUUGCCUCCGUUCAAGUGUUUUGCCUCUAUUUAGGUACGUCUGUGAUGGUCACGUACGUCUGGCACAUUACCUUCUUCGGAGCGUGUUUGGCGCUGAGCGGCUACGCUGAGAAGAAACAAAUGCACAGCAUCGUCUGCUUGAAGGUCAUGGCAAUUUCUCAAUCUCAAGGAAAAUCUCGACUGUACAGAUGGUUCUGCGCGGGAGGAGUCGCACCAGACAACCUCGACAACCCUGCGGACAAUAAACAACACUCCGUCAUGAUCUUAUUUCGGGACUACGUGGCCAAUUGUCUAAAUAUGGCCUACGUCAAAGGUGUUGUUGUGAUGGUGUUUGCGGUGUACAUAAGCUUUGCAGUCUACGGGUGCACCGUUAUUGGUGACGGUAUGGAGAUGCGUAAAAUGGUUCGCUACGACUCCUACUCCCUGAACUUCUUUAACUUCGUGGAUAAGUAUUUCAGCAGCUUCGGAUAUCGACCUAUGAUAAUGUUCACUGGUAACAUCACAUACAGCGACCCAAGUACCGAGGCGGCUAUUCUCGAUUUCAUUGAAAAAGUUGAGAGCCUUCCUUCCAUUGGUGAUCCUUUGUAUACGGACUGCUGGGUCCGGCAAUGGUCCCGGUUCAUGGCCAAGAAUGGAAAAUAUCAAGGAUUGAACAAUUCUAAUGAAGAAACAUACAUCCGUAAUCUCAAAGAGAAUUUUUUGGGAGGCGAGACACACAGUUUCCGGACCGACAUCGUCUUCAAUGAAGACAACACCCGCAUCGUAGCGUCGCGGUGCAUCGUACAAGCGGUCAACGUCAUGAACGCCGUCCGUGACCGCAGACUUUUGGAGGAUCUUCGUCAAUUGGCAGACGAGUCUCCCUUCAACGUUACUAUCUUCAAUUCCAUGUUCAUCUUCUUCGACCACCUCUCAAUGGUCCGGUCUACAAGCCUGGCGACGGUCGGUCUGUCUGCUGCUGUCAUGGUGGUCAUAGCUUUAAUCUUCAUCCCGAACGCCAUAUGCGCUCUGUGGGUCGGACUCGCGAUCGUUUCCAUUGAAACAGGAGUUGUCGGCUACAUGGGCUUAUGGGGAGUCAACUUCGACGUUUUAUCCAUGAUCCAACUGAUCAUGUGCGUCGGCUUCAGCGUCGACUUUACAGCCCAUAUCAGUUACGCUUAUCUCGCCGCUAAAGCUGACACUCCAGAGGGACGUAUGAGAGAAUGUCUGUACUUACUUGGGUUACCUGUAAUGCAAGGAGCUUUGUCAACCCUCAUUGGGGUAUUGGCUCUGAUUUUGGUCCCAUCGUACAUUUUUAUAACGUUUUUCAAAACUGUAUUUCUUGUGAUUUUUUUCGGAGCCGUGCAUGGGCUGUUUUUCGUGCCAGUUUUUUUGUCCCUCUUUGGUCCUGGAUCGACUUUUGAAAAGAAACUGUUCAAAAAAUCGUAAACCGAUUGGCCCGACUUAGUACGUUCUGUUUCAAAGUUAAAAAUAAGUACAUAGCCUAUAUAAGCAAAUUGUUAAGAUGAGUAAUUUGUUUAUUAGUCCUUUUAGUGUACGGGCAAAAUAUAUUAUAUAUAUAUUCGGGAUAUAUGUCCGAUAUAUAUCCGAAAAAGUACAUGGUGGUAUAGUAUCGUUGCUUAAGAAAUUAUUCUAAAAUUAUUGCAAGAAGCACGACAAAUUACCUACCAUCAAGAAAUAGUUGUUGCGUACGCCUUACACUGGAAAAUGAUGUUGAUAGAAUGGUGCAUAUAAUUAAUAAAAGCAUUUAAUUUAAAA